Didymodactylos carnosus is the source of this 636-nucleotide messenger RNA. The record is from the annotation of a GenBank genome assembly. NCBI's taxonomy places the organism in Eukaryota, Metazoa, Rotifera, Eurotatoria, Philodinida, Philodinidae.
AUGCCCACUGUGCCUAGGACCUUUAAACGUGAAUUAUUGAAUGAAACGCAACAAGCUUAUUUGUCCAUUAUAUCCAAACAAGAUUGGCCAUCAAAUAUAGAACAAGUUUAUCUAGAUGGUAACAAUAUGAUGUUUGUUAUUGACUCACUACGUCGUUUAUGUUUAAAUCGUCAUGGAAAAAAAACAGAACAGAUAAUCGGACAAAUAGCUUCGGCAUGGAAUGAAAAAUUACAAAUUCCGCAUGUUAAUCUAAUAUACGAUUCAACAAAACAAGUCGAAACGAUUGGCACUGUCAAUAUACAAAGUGCACAACCAAAAUAUAAAACAACAGAUGAUAUGCUAGUUGAUUUAGCUAAACAGAAUCAUGGUAAAAAUGAACAUACAAUUGUAGUAACAGCUGAUCGCGCUUUAGCUGCCCAAUUAAAGAAUGAAGGUUGCCAGUUGGUUAAAUCAUAUCACUGGUUUGCGCAUUGUGUUAUGCUAUUGACACCUGAUCUUAUUAAACAAGAUCCAACUGAAAGCAAUACAAGUGUAGAUACAACAACGAAAACGAGAAGACGUCACGAUAAUAAAAAAGAAAAAAUACAUUAUGAUUUUGACGAAUUAGUUAAACGUGUGGCAAAUAUUGACAUAUAA